CAUAUUAUUUACCAUUAUGAAGGUUUCAAUAAUGGGCACGGUUUUUGUGGUCUGUGCUCUGCUUGUGCCGCCUGCGUUGGGAUUGCCUAAAACACAAUGCCCUUUACACACUCAUCACUCCCGACAAGACGACCUCGUCACUAACUUGCCCGGCCAACCCCUCGUCGGAUUCCGCCAUUUCGCCGGCUAUGUCACCGUCCACGAGCCCCAUGGCAGGGCAUUGUUUUACUGGUUCUAUGAAGCCGCCUCUCACCCUGACCAAAAACCCUUGGUUCUUUGGCUCAAUGGAGGUCCUGGGUGCUCCUCUGUGGGUUAUGGAGCAACACAAGAGAUUGGUCCUUUCAUAGUGGACAAUGAUGCAAAUGGACUCAAAUUAAAUGACUAUUCUUGGAAUAAAGAGGCCAAUAUGUUGUUCUUGGAAUCUCCUGUUGGUGUCGGCUUUUCUUACACAAAUACAACUACCGAUUACCACAAUUUGGGCGACGAAUUUACAGCAAACGAUGCUUAUACCUUUCUACAAAACUGGUUCCUCAAGUUUCCAUCCUACAAAAACCAUACAUUUUACAUCGCAGGAGAAAGCUAUGCAGGCAAAUAUGUUCCCGAGCUGGCUGAGCUCAUCUAUGAUAGGAAUAAAGAUUCCUCCUUUCACAUCGAUUUGCAUGGGGUUUUGUUGGGAAACCCUGAAACUUCUGAUGGCGAUGAUUGGCGAGGGAUGGUGGAUUAUGCAUGGAGCCAUGCAGUUAUUUCGGAUGAAACUCAUAAAAUUAUAAGAGAAAGCUGUGAUUUUAAUAGCAAUGAUACUUGGAGUAAUAAUAAUUGUAGUGGUGGUGUCGAUGAAAUGCUUAGACAAUACAAAGAAAUUGAUAUCUAUAGUCUUUAUACGCCUCUUUGCAUGGCCAAUUCUUCAUCUGCUGAUGGCAAUCUCAUGCAAGCGCUUAUGAUCAAGCGUUCCAAUACCAUGAUGCCGAGAAUGAUGGGUGGAUAUGAUCCGUGCCUUGAUGGUUAUGCGAAAACGUUUUAUAAUAGACCCGAUGUGCAAGAAGCCCUCCAUGUGAGUGAUGGGCAUCAGCUAAAAAAUUGGAGCAUUUGCAA
Molecule: messenger RNA, 1092 nt
Organism: Cucurbita pepo subsp. pepo (vegetable marrow)
Lineage: Eukaryota; Viridiplantae; Streptophyta; Magnoliopsida; Cucurbitales; Cucurbitaceae
Source: RefSeq, a predicted model, not a curated record